AUUGUUGUAAUAAAUGAUAAAUGGAGUGGCCUCUGACCUGUCCUUCUCUUAAAAUAAAACAUCGCUCACUCCCUCCCGCCAACACCUUUCAUUCCCUUCUCUAUAGCCUCUCUUUUUUUGAACACUCCUCUCUUCUCUUCCUUUCCAAGAACUUUCAAAGAUCGGACAACCAUGAGCGCCGUCAACAUCACCAACGUCACCGUCCUCGAUAACCCCGCUUCCUUUCUCGCUCCUUUUCAGUUCGAGAUUUCCUACGAGUGCUUAGCCGCUCUCAAAGAUGAUUUGGAAUGGAAGCUCAUUUACGUUGGAUCUGCUGAGGAUGAGACUUAUGACCAGUUGUUAGAGAGUGUUCUUGUUGGUCCUGUCAAUGUUGGAAACUAUCGAUUUGUUUUACAGGCGGAUCCACCGGACCCGACCAAGAUUCGUGAAGAAGAUAUAAUUGGUGUUACUGUGCUUUUACUCACUUGCUCUUAUUUGGGUCAAGAGUUUAUUCGCGUUGGUUAUUAUGUCAACAAUGAUUAUGACGAUGAACAGCUGAGGGAGGAGCCUCCGACUAAGGUUUUGACGGAUAGGGUUCAGAGGAACAUUUUAUCGGAUAAACCUAGGGUUACCAAGUUCCCGAUCAAUUUCCACCCUGAGAACACUGAAAUUGAAGAGCAACCCGUUGCAUCGGAGCAACAGCCUGAAACUGUUGAAGAUCCAUCGGCUGUAGCUGACUGUGAUCCCCUAAAUGAGGGGGACAAAAAAGAGGAUUCUUAAGAUUUCGUAGGUAUACAGGCCUGUCAAUUCUUCAAUGUCCAACUUUACAUUACCUGUAUGGAUUUAGAUGCUUUUUGUGAAAUCUAUUAUAGAUGAAGUUCUUUGCACUACAAUGAUUCUUCAAUGUCCAACUUUACAUUACAUGUGUUCUUUUGGAAGUAGGAGGAGUCUAUGAGUUACUAGUUUCAAGAUGCUUGUAGUGUGUGAAAACCAGUUACUAUUGACAAAGCUUUGCACUACAAAUCCAUUUUCAUUAGUUCCUGCAUUUCAAUAUAUGAGCCAAGACGCGCUGCUGUAAUUUUUAGCUUUUAUAUUCA
This is a messenger RNA of Vicia villosa (hairy vetch), 1076 nucleotides long. Its product is annotated as histone chaperone ASF1B-like. The transcript is spliced from 3 exons. NCBI's taxonomy places the organism in Eukaryota, Viridiplantae, Streptophyta, Magnoliopsida, Fabales, Fabaceae. Gene Ontology annotation, cellular component: nucleus. The coding region runs from base 172 to 759 and encodes 195 amino acids. The record is from RefSeq and is a predicted model, not a curated record. Gene Ontology annotation, biological process: DNA replication-dependent chromatin assembly. Gene Ontology annotation, molecular function: histone binding.